Molecule: messenger RNA, 1611 nt
Organism: Rhea pennata
Lineage: Eukaryota; Metazoa; Chordata; Aves; Rheiformes; Rheidae
Product: histone H3
Exons: 1
Coding region: 177-587 (136 amino acids)
Cellular component (GO): nucleosome
Molecular function (GO): structural constituent of chromatin; protein heterodimerization activity; DNA binding
Source: RefSeq, a predicted model, not a curated record
ACCCCCUCCCGCUUCCCGGCAGAGCGCGGGCUUCUCUUAACCUUUAAAUUGCCCAAUAGAAUUCGCGUCUCCUCACUAGCCAAUCACAAGACGCUGAUGUCUAUAAAUGCCGCGCUCCGCUACCGCUCGCUCCACAGAUAAUUUCAGCUCGGGGCUAGGCGAGUGCUGCUGCGAGGAUGGCGCGCACGAAGCAGACGGCGCGGAAGUCGACGGGCGGGAAGGCGCCGCGCAAGCAGCUGGCCACCAAGGCGGCCCGCAAGAGCGCGCCGGCUACGGGCGGCGUGAAGAAGCCGCACCGCUACCGGCCCGGCACGGUGGCGCUGCGCGAGAUCCGGCGCUACCAGAAGUCUACGGAGCUGCUGAUCCGCAAGCUGCCCUUCCAGCGCCUGGUGCGCGAGAUCGCGCAGGACUUCAAGACGGACCUGCGCUUCCAGAGCUCGGCCGUCAUGGCGCUGCAGGAGGCGAGCGAGGCCUACCUGGUGGGGCUCUUCGAGGACACCAACCUGUGCGCCAUCCACGCCAAGCGUGUCACCAUCAUGCCCAAGGACAUCCAGCUGGCCCGCCGCAUCCGCGGCGAGCGCGCUUAAGCUCCUAGUAACCCGGUCUUUGUCAGGCUAUCGAAAACCCAAAGGCUCUUUUAAGAGCCACCACCUUGGCACGAGAAAGAGCUGUAAGUCUUUACCUUGGUUGGGGGGGGAAGGAUGUGUUUGGCUUUUUUAUUUUUUUUCCUUUUUGUGCGCUCUCAAAUUUAAUCAUGUUUCGGUAGGGUUCAGCGGGAUACGGAGCAAAAUAUAGAAGAUAAUUGCUAUUAUGUUAUUGUACUAAUUCUGAGUGCACGAAUCCUGUCUUUACUGUAGUUUUGCGGUCUAAUUCCUUUUCCUUUUCUGAAACGGGAAAAAGUUCGUUCCCGCACUCGGUCUGUAAGUUUUAUCAGCGUUCUAUCUAACAGUGUGAGUGUCCCUGCUAUGAGCGACUUUCCCUGGAUGUCGGCCCGUUCUCAAGGGGUUUUAGUUUAUCCCCGGGAGAAGGCUAACGUUUUCCGGGGGAGAGGGAGGGUGCGUCUCUGCAACCUCCAUUUUAAAAAAGUGCGCUUUGUGCUUCCGUGAGGAACAGUCGUGGGGUCCUUGAUGGUUCUGCAUAUCCUCUGGAUAGUCAGAGACGUCUAUUUGGGUCAGUUUUCUCCAUCUCUAGGUACUCUCGGCCAUAGCUGCUUAGAGUAUGGAGAAAAUAUUUUCCCUAGGAAUAUUGGGGGGGGGGGAAGGGGCGUGUUUAAAAAAAAAAUGGUAUCGAGGACAAAAUCCUUAUUAAAUUCUUACUAAAAUUCUGCAUCCCCCCCUUCUCAUCCAAUGACUGUAGGAAAUCCGUAUGGAAAAUAGGAUUUAUCACUGACUGGAUCUUCUGUUGUGUAGUUGCACAACCCGUUGCCUUCUGCUCAGCGAGCCUGUGGUUAGUGCCUUGAAAAUGUAUUGAAGUGUCUUCUGACUUUCUAAAUCUUUCAUUUUUUAAAUGUAAUUAACUCUGUAAUUUCGUGUGUUUGUUACAACAGAAAAUCUUAAAUCUUGGUUUUGUAAUUCCUAAAAUAAAGAGCUGUGACUUUAAGAAACCAUUGAA